AAUGAAAAACAACCAGCGAAUUGUGAUAAUAAUAAAUAAUUAACUAAACAAGAACUCUAUUAAUUAUAAAAAGAACGUUUCAAGUGAUACAAAAAAGAAGCGAACCGAAAGGAAUCGAACAGAAUAAUUCAUUAAAGAAACAAAAACAAAAAUUCUAAUGAAAAUGGAAGUUCUCGCUGUGCAGUCAAACUACGGCGGAGUCCUCGGUUCCAACAAAGUUAGAGAUUGGACCAGCACAUUGACACCGCCUACGUCCGCCGCGUCGGCCAAGAAGGUCGCCAGCGUCGCCAGCAGCAGCAGCAGCAACAGCAGCAGCAGCCGCGGCCAGCACACACACAGUAUUAAGCACAAACAGCAGGCAAGCAGCAGCAGCAGCAGCGGAAGCAAGAAAACCAAGUCGAGCAGCCAUCCCAUGAGCAGCAGCACACCCUACAGCAAUACCUACAGUAGCCAGUAUGAGGACGAGCUGCCCGACUGCUGUGACAUUGACAUGGCUGCCGUUGACGAGCUUUCGAACGGUCUGCUGGACAAGCUGCGCGAGGCAAAGGCGUGCCAUUUGACAUGCACCGAGGUGUCGCUACCCUGUGAUCUCACGCCCAACAUUGCGGCGGACAUAAUUCGCGUUUCCGAGAAGGAACCGUGCGGCAUUCGCGGCUGCACCAUCUACAUCGAGUUCGAGGAUGAGCCACAGAACUCCAGGCGCAUCGCUUCGCUGAAAGUGGAUCCCGAAACGGUCUCCACGUUCGAGGUGUAUCUGACCCUGCGCCAGGAUCAUCGCGGCUGGGCGGCACUGCUGCCACAGUUCAUGAAGAGCCUGGCACGCACCAUCACCAUCAGUCCGGAGUAUACCAUCACCAAGCAUAAGCUCUACUCUGCCGAUGGCCUGGGCGCCCGACGCAGCUACAGCUUCGGCUCAAGCUCCCGAUCAAGCUCAAGCUCUAGCCAUAGCCAGGCGAUUGCAACGCCAACGAUAUAAGUUGAGCGAAAGCGAGAGAGACAGAGAUCAAGAGCGAGAGAGAAUGAGAGACGUAGACGGAGACGCAGUUAUAUUUAUAUACACACAUACAUAUAUAUGUAGAUAUAUAUAUGUAGAGAAGCGAGCCCAGCGAGUGCGACAAGGAAGCGCGCCCAACACCGCCCAACACCCCCUGUGAUGUCGAGAGCAGUAGUUAGUUGCGAGCGCAACGCGACGACGAAGCAAGUAUUCGAAGCCACCCCACCUACACAACUACACACACACAUACACACAAAUACAUACACACGAAACGCAUACACAUUAGUAUACGACACACUCACACACAUACACAUACUAAUAAGCAAAGGAGUUGCUCUUGAGCCUGCGCCGCUCGCUCAUCGGGCAGCUCUCUUUGCAUUCAAUUUUGUAAUUGUGACUCUCACCACCAUUUUACUUAGAUGCGUAGUAGAUGCUAUAAAAAGCAGCAACAAAACAAAAGAAAAAAUAAUUAGUGUUUUAAGUUGUUUCUCCUUUUUCAAAAACAAAAGAAAAGAAAACAAAA
Messenger RNA from Drosophila arizonae, 1517 nucleotides. It is a transcript of the gene scyl, whose product is annotated as scylla. NCBI's taxonomy places the organism in Eukaryota, Metazoa, Arthropoda, Insecta, Diptera, Drosophilidae. Gene Ontology annotation, cellular component: cytoplasm. Gene Ontology annotation, biological process: negative regulation of signal transduction; regulation of TOR signaling; apoptotic process. The record is from RefSeq and is a predicted model, not a curated record.